Dovyalis caffra is the source of this 3144-nucleotide messenger RNA. The record is from the annotation of a GenBank genome assembly. Lineage: Eukaryota; Viridiplantae; Streptophyta; Magnoliopsida; Malpighiales; Salicaceae.
AUGGUUCUUGGGCUUAGAUCAAAGAACCGGAAAGGUACUUCAGUGCAGCUUGAUUAUCUCAUUCAUGUACAAGAAAUCAAGCCUUGGCCCCCAUCACAGUCUCUUAAAUCUGCCCAAUCAUUGUUGCUUCAAUGGGAAAAUGGUGAUCAGAGUUCUGGUUCUUGUACUUCUAAUGUUGGAGAUGGGAAAGUUCAAUUCAGUGAGUCUUUUAGGCUUUCAGUUACUUUAUGCAAGGAAGUAUCCAGAAAAGGUACUGUUCGAGACAGUUUCCUGAAGAACUACUUAGAGUUUAACUUAUUUGAAUCUCGGAAGGACAAGGCAAUGAAAGGUCAACUCCUGGGAUCUGCAGUCAUAAACCUUGCAGAUUAUGGAAUCAUAACGGAUACUGUAACCAUAAAUGCCCCAAUUAAUUUCAAGAAGUCUUCUCGGAGCACGGUGCCGGCGGUUCUUUAUGUAAAUAUUCAGCCAUUUGAUAGAGAUAAGUCUAGCUUGUCAAAAGAAGUGUCACUAGACAAGGAUGGAAGUGAAACUGUUUCAGAAGUUACGAAUGAAGGGAAUGAUGGUGAAAUUGAGAUUGCCUCCUUUACUGAUGAUGAUUAUGAUGAUAAUGUUUCCUCACAUUCAUCACUGACAGUGUCCUCUUCUGCAUUAGAGUCUAGUAAAGGUUCACCAAGUCAAUCUGACACGAAGGGAUCAGGAACAGCAAACAGUGGCACAAGAAGGAUUGAUGGGCCUGCAUUACCUACAGGUGUAUCACCUUCAAACGCAGAAGUGAACUCAGCAGCUCAAGGAUUCAAACUUCAGAAUAGAGCAGCUUCUCCUCCAUUGCCAACAGGCAUGUCCAAUCUGCUGAAUCCUGUAAAUAAUCUUGCAGAAAAUGUUAUGUUGUCAGAUGACUGUAGUCAGGUGGGUAAGAGCUCAAAUUGUGUAGGCUUGGAAGAGUCUCGAACUAAACAAGACGCUGAUAGAAAAGCCUGGAGACAUGAAAUGAGUGGAAUAGAGAAUGCUACAACUUCUAAUUUAAAUGGUGAUCUCAUGGAUGACAAGGGACAGGGUACGGUUAUUUUGGAGGUAAAGAAACCUGCUAUGGAGGAGAAAUUACUGGGUCAAUUACCUGAACAUGCAUCAAAAAAGCAAGCUAAAUUAAGGAGCAAUACUCUUGCACUCAACCGAACAGCAAUUGGAGUGCAGGGUAACACCCGGAGAGAUAAAUUGAAGCAUCUGAAGUCUGUUCAAUUACAGUUUCACUCAGCUGAGGGUGAGGAUCCCUUCGUCAAUAGCCAAUUCGUAGAGAAAGAAAAGAAGAUUGAUAUUUCUGAACAUGUUAAUAAAGGUGAUAAGGGCUAUGCGCACAGUGAAAUGGAAAAAUCAACAAAAGGUUCUCAUGGCAACCAAGGUGAAUCAAAUUCUAAAGUUGAGAUACUUGAGGAAGAGUUAAGUGGAGCUGCUGCCAAGGAUGGCCUUGCCGAGCAAGGAAACUCUACAAAAACGUUCCAGCUAAUGGAGAAGGAAAAAGAAAUUGAUCUUCCUGAAAAUGUUAAUAAAGUUGACAUGAGUUAUGCCCCAAGUAAAAGAGAUGAACAAACAGAAAGCAACUUUUCAGGAAACAAAGUUGAACUGGAGUCUGAAGUUAAAAUGCUUGAGGAAGAAUUGAUGGAAGCUGCAGCUGUUGAGGUUGGCCUUUACUCAGUUGUUGCCGAGCAUGGGAGUUCUAUAAAUAAGGUCCUAGCACCAGCAAGGCGCCUUUCAAGAUUCUACCUUUAUGCUUGCAAGGGCGGGUCCUGGGCCAAGAGGGCAAAUGCCGCAAGAGCUAUUAUCUCAGGAUUAAUUUUGGUUUCUAAAGCAUGUGGAAAUGAUGUUCCAAGGUUAACUUUCUGGUUGUCAAAUUCGAUUGUGCUAAGAGCAAUUGUAAGCCAAGCUGUUGAGAAGUUGCAACUUGCUUCAGCAACAUCUGUCAUUAAUAAUGGUGGUCCAAAGGGCAGGCACAAGUCAUCUAUAUGUGAAGAAGAGAAAACUGAUAAAACAGAAAGUUGUGAUGAGUGGGCUGAACCUCAACCAUAUAUAGCAGCAUUAGAGAAGGUUGAAGCUUGGAUCUUCUCCCGAAUUGUUGAGUCAGUUUGGUGGCAGACUCUGACACCACAUAUGCAAUCCGCAGCUGUAAAGAGCUCAAACUCCAGGAAGACCCAUGCUAGGAGGCAUGGAUUGGGCGAUCAAGAACAGGGGAAUUUUGCUAUUGAUUUAUGGAAGAAGGCUUUCAGGGAUGCAUGUGAAAGGCUUUGUCCAGUUCGAGCUGAGGGGCAUGAAUGUGGUUGCUUGUCUGUGCUGUCUAGAUUGGUAAUGGAACAGUUGGUAAGUAGAUUAGAUGUGGCCAUGUUCAAUGCUAUACUUCGGGAAUCAGCUGAAGAGAUGCCAACAGAUCCUGUUUCUGACCCAAUCAGUGAUCCUAAGGUUCUUCCAAUCCCAGCUGGAAAUUCAAGCUUUGGGGCUGGUGCACAAUUGAAAAAUGCUGUUGGAAAUUGGUCCAGAUGGCUCACAGAUUUAUUUGGUAUUGAUGAUAGUGACUAUCCAGAAGAGAAGGAUGAACUUGAUAGCAACAGGCGUGAAUGUGAGACAUCCUUCAAGGCUUUCCAUCUUCUGAAUGCGUUGAGUGACCUUAUGAUGCUUCCAUUUGAAAUGCUUGCAGAUAGGCCAACUAGAAAAGAGGUAUGCCCUGCAUUUGGUGCACCAAUAAUCAAGAGGGUUCUUGAGAAUUUUGUCCCAGAUGAAUUCAACCCUGACCCUAUCCCAGAGACAAUUCUUGAGGCCCUGGAUUCUGAGGAUCUUGCUGAAGCUGGGAAGGAGUCUAUCACAAACUUUCCAUGCACUGCAGUUCCCACAAUCUAUUCACCACCUCCUGCAGCAUCGCUAACAAACAUUAUAGGAGAGGUGGGAGGCCAAACUCUGCAGAGUAGAUCAGCGAUGCUUAGAAAGUCAUACACUAGUGAUGAUGAGCUUGAUGAGCUGGAUUCACCCAUGACUUCCAUCAUCGAAAACUCCAAGGCUUCUCCUGGUUCAACAGCAUGGGAUUGGAUGCAAAAAGGAAAGGCAGGCCGGAAAGUUGUUAGAUAUAAACUCCUCCGGGAAGUAUGGAAGGACGGUGAAUAG